AUGAAAACUACAGUGAAGCUUCCUUUCCUGCUGUGUGUGAUCCCAUUGUGGUCGUUGGUGGGGAUUUACGUGCUGAAAUUCUCUUCUAAGUCACAGUCCGACUGUUACUGUGAGAAAUGUUUAUCAGAAAAUGAACCCUGGUUUAAAACUCGCUACAACAAAUCAAUCCCAGUCUUUCUGACUGCUGACUACCAACUACCAGAGAAGGAUUUCAAGUGGUGGAAUGUCUUACGAGGUAAAGGAGGAAACUACAGCACCUACAUUGAACUAGUAGAGGAAGUAUUUAAGGUGAUCCCACAUCGUCCCAGUGUGAUGAACGAACGCCCUGGCUGCUGUAAGACGUGUGCUGUCGUUGGAAACUCCAUCAACCUGAAAGGAUCACGCUAUGGACCGCUGAUAAACUUACAUGAUGUGGUCAUGAGGAUAAAUUAUGCUCCAACCAAAGGCUGGGAGGCAGACGUUGGGAGCAAAACCACCCACCGUAUCAUGUAUCCGGAGAGUUCCACACAUUUGGACAACAAAACUCGUCUCGUCAUGUUUCCAUUCAAGUUGGAGGAUCUGCUGUGGCUGCCCAAGACUUUAACCACAGGGUAUUUUGUACGCUAUAAGCCAAAGCUACGAGCUAACAAGACCUUGGCAAUGGUGGUUAAUCCAGCCUUUAUGAAGUACGUUCAUGAGACCUGGCUGGAGAAGAAGGGCUACUAUCCUUCUACAGGGUUCCUGACUCUGAUGAUGGCUGUGCAUAUCUGCGAUGAGAUCCAUGUGUUUGGUUUUGGGGCAGAUAAAUUUGGAGACUGGAAGCAUUACUGGGACAUAGGACGGUAUCAUUUGAAAAAAACUGGAGGACAUCAUGGAGUUUUUGAGUAUGAAAUCAUCCAGAAGCUCACCCAGCAUCGAAUCAUCCAGUUUUUCCCUGGAUGGUGAUUUUUAA
This is a messenger RNA of Cheilinus undulatus (humphead wrasse), 931 nucleotides long. RefSeq names its product CMP-N-acetylneuraminate-beta-galactosamide-alpha-2,3-sialyltransferase 2-like. Gene Ontology annotation, molecular function: beta-galactoside (CMP) alpha-2,3-sialyltransferase activity. The record is from RefSeq and is a predicted model, not a curated record. Lineage: Eukaryota; Metazoa; Chordata; Actinopteri; Labriformes; Labridae. Bases 1 to 924 code for a protein of 307 amino acids. The transcript is spliced from 6 exons.